AUGCUGAGGCAAUCGUCAGGCAGGAGCCACAGAAGCAAGAAGCUCCGGGCAAGCCACAGUUUCCAGGCGUUCCUGCUCGUCGCCAUCGCCAUCUGGAUCGUGUACCAGCUCACGCAUUCGUACGGCGAGCGACGGCCAGUGUCUGUGGAGACCGGCAGAAGUGACGCCGAGCUGGCGCGGCGCCUGCUGGGCAGGAAGGGAUUCGUCCACUUCGCAGGGUACGCCUCCGUCGAUGGCAUUGCUGGGGCCGGCGAGUCGUCGGAUGAUCCUCUGAGCAAGGCUAGCGACGAAGACGACCGAGAGGGCGAUGAGGAUGAUGGUGCCGAUGGUGACGUUGACGACGCGGACGACGGCCUCGCCGUUGCCGCUGAUGAAGAGGACGAUGGCAUAGAUUUCCAGUCACAAGACGGCAGCCGUGAGGACGAUCCCAAGGCCGCGCGAGGAACUCAGAAUGGACUGAACAUAAGCACUGUUCCUCCGGUGAACGGCACCGGCACUGUGCAAGAUUGGUGCUGA
Molecule: messenger RNA, 516 nt
Organism: Miscanthus lutarioriparius
Lineage: Eukaryota; Viridiplantae; Streptophyta; Magnoliopsida; Poales; Poaceae
Source: the annotation of a GenBank genome assembly